Messenger RNA from Corticium candelabrum, 733 nucleotides. RefSeq lists its product as uncharacterized. The transcript has 7 exons. Lineage: Eukaryota; Metazoa; Porifera; Homoscleromorpha; Homosclerophorida; Plakinidae. The coding region runs from base 217 to 609 and encodes 130 amino acids. The record is from RefSeq and is a predicted model, not a curated record.
GGAGGACAAAGCAGCAGCAUUGGGGUUGAGGCGAUCGAAUGGCUACGAAAGGAGACGAUUGUUACUUCUAUUAUAAUACUGAAUGUCUGAAGGGUGACCAAUGCCCUUUCUGUCACAGUCAAGCUGCACUCGGUAACAACACUGUCUGUGCGUUGUGGCUACAAGGGUCGUGCUUUCGAUCAGCAUGUCCGUUCAGACAUAUGCAUAUCACUGUGAAUGCCGUUGAAGAGUGAGUUGUUGUGUUGCUUUGAGAUUCAACCGAGUGGCUGCCUCAAGCCCAACUGUCCUUUCAAGCAUUUCAAGCCAAGAAAUGUGAUCACACUGGGAACGAGCUCAAUGCCGGUGAUGUCAACGACACAGCCAGUUGUUGCUGUCAGACCGUCUGUUUGUGCUUCUACCAACUUGGUUCAAGCACAGGACACGGAGAUGCCAAAUUUCCUUGGAGUUGUAAAGGAAAUGAUGACGUCUCUAUCAGCCCAGUCAGACAACAAAGGAACAUCAAAUUUGACUGUUAGUGGGCGGAUAGUCACACUAAGAAAACCGAUAGGACAUGUGAAGAAGAUUGCAUAUAUUUGGAAGGUUGGAGCAAUGAAUGGCAUGUCAAAGUAGUGUCCAGCAAAAUCAUGCCACUAUUCAAGCUGCUAGUGCAACAGCUGUGACAUUUGUUGACCAGUUUACGAUGCUGUAUAAUUCAAUUCUAACCAGUUAUAGUCAUUACCGGUUGGAUAUAAUA